Messenger RNA from Molossus molossus (Pallas's mastiff bat), 424 nucleotides. It is a transcript of the gene ATP5MJ, whose product is annotated as ATP synthase membrane subunit 6.8PL. The transcript is spliced from 4 exons. NCBI's taxonomy places the organism in Eukaryota, Metazoa, Chordata, Mammalia, Chiroptera, Molossidae. The record is from RefSeq and is a predicted model, not a curated record. Bases 110 to 289 code for a protein of 59 amino acids. Gene Ontology annotation, cellular component: mitochondrion.
UCCUUCCGCCUUCCCGGCGGGCCCUGCGCGGCGCCUGCGCAUUCAGUGACCUUUCCCUGUAUUUGGCUGUGCGGGUCGGGUUGGCUUGAGCCGUUGGUCCUGCGGCGAGAUGUUUCAGAGCCUCGUUAAAAAUGUUUGGGUCCCCAUGAAGCCCUACUACACCCAGGUUUACCAGGAGAUCUGGGUAGGAAUGGGGCUGAUGAGCGUCAUCAUUUACAAAAUCAGGAGUGCUGAUAAAAGAGCUAAAGCAAAAGCCCCGCGUCCUGCAUCUGCCCACGGUCAUCACUGAUCAGCCGAACCUGCAGUGUACCACGGUGGCCUAGCUGUAAAUCCCAGCUCUUUUAGACGGGAACAUGGGACACACUGUAUAUUGUAGAAGUACCGUUUCCUUGCUGGCAUGAAUAAAUGUAUCUGUAAGACACCA